GUUACAAAGGCCAGUGGAUAUUUGUCGGAGAGCACAACUUUUCAUUUCUACAUUUGGGAGGGCAAUAAAAGAGCAUCAAGCAAAUGUUGGUGAGCAUUUCUUGGAAUCAUGGAUUUAUUCAUCAUGUAUGAGUGUGGUCAGUGAAUGCGAAGAACUGGCCCCAUUAACUUCCUUGGAUGAAUCUACUUCGAGUGCAUUCAAUGCUGCUAAAGGAGAACUAUUGGAUUUGGCUAGGAAGCAGCUUGAUAAGUUAGGCAUUCAUUAUGGCCAUUUACCUGCCGCACUUCCAUUUACUACCGCUUUAGAUGAAGUAUCACUUCCAACAUCUCCAGCUUCUCCAUCUUCAGAGAGUGAACCAAAAAAAAAAUUCUCGAUAACCAAUGAGGAACUGAAGGGAGCUAUUGAAUCAGAAGAUUCCGCUGCUUUUGAUUUAUUGUACUUACAAUUGACAAACAGAGGCCUUAAAGCUUAUGAAGGGACUCGACUCCGCAGUUCAUAUCGUCUGCAGGGUGAUGUCGCUGCCUUACAAUUUCACCGCAAAAAUUUUGAGAGUGCAUCACAACUGAUGGAAGAUUUACCAUGUGCUUAUGGUGAACAAGGGUGGACUGUUGUUGAAAAUAGUCUUUUAUUCAAGUAUGCUGAAUGCCAGAAAGAAUUGGAAGAAGCUAUUUUUUAUAUGGAAGAAGUGAACAAAUUGUGUGGAUCUCUUGAAAAAGACGAAGAUAUUGUUAGGCCCUUUAAACCAAUGUUUCUAGUCACAGUAACAGAUGUAGUCGACGAUAUAACAGAUGCAGAUGGGCCAUAUUUGGCGGUUGAAUUGACAAAUUACUUGCCAACAUCAUUAACAUUCGAUCAACUUGCCAUUCGUUUG
Molecule: messenger RNA, 871 nt
Organism: Racocetra persica
Lineage: Eukaryota; Fungi; Glomeromycota; Glomeromycetes; Diversisporales; Gigasporaceae
Source: the annotation of a GenBank genome assembly